AAUAGCUGGGUUUAUCUCAAUUGUUUUAAAAAUUUUAAUUGGCAACAAAAAGUUAUGAAACGAAGGAUGGUAAUUAGUUCAGUUGACGAGGAAGCGACCCUCGCCAAACUGACUCGCUAAGAAUGACAUUUAUUUUAGAUCUAGUUCUUGUUCGCGAUACAUUUUAUUUACCCAUCGCGAUUGAUGUCAUUGUAUUAUAUGCGUACACUUUAGCUAUUGUUGAGGGAGCUAUUCAUGAUAAGCUAACAUACCAUGAGGUUAUCAAUAUCCACAACUCACAUGUCCGGCACAAGCGCAGCACCAACAAUGACAUGUCAGAAUUCAUUAAAGAGUUUCAUUUUCAAGCUUUUAACAGAUCAUUCACAUGUAACUUAACACCUCGCUUGAACUUUUUCUCGCCAAACUUCAUUCUGGCUGUGUAUGGUGAGAAUGGAAAGCCAGUCGAGCACAGCUUCCGCAGAGAUCAGAUUUAUGUUGGCAAGUGUGAUGGUGAUCCUGACUCAGAAAUCAGGGGAACAUUCAAGGAGGGAAUAUUUUCAGGGACUGUUCAUUAUGAUGGUGAACUGUAUGGUGUUGAGAAUGCUAAAUUUCAUAUUCAAGCAAGUUCCAUGAAUGAUGACAGCCAUAUGCUGGUGUAUCGAGCAAAUGAUAUUAUUUGGCAGGAAGGUCAGAAGACACAAUUUAGUCCAAGUUUCUGUGGAAAUAUACAUUUGAAUAUUUCCAAAGAUGAUUCUCAUACAAUAGUAGAUCAUGCAACACAAGCGAAACCUUCUAGAAGGAAAAGAUCAACAGCUACAACUUUGAAUACAUGUAAAAUAAUUGCAGUUGCAGAUUAUAAAUUCUUUCAAGGAGUAGGCAGAAAUAAUAUUUAUGACACAGCUUUGUACAUGGCCAAUGUUAUUGACAGAGUGGAUAAUAUUUACAGAAAAACAUUUUUCAAUUUGGAAACAUCUAUGGAUGGUUUUGGAUUUGAAAUAGCCAAGAUGGUAAUUUAUCGAUAUGCAACAAAUGGUUUCAAUGCAGAAACCGACAGCUGGGAUCCACUAAAUUUGUUACAGGCUUUUAGCAGAAAUACCGAGUAUAAAAACUACUGUGCUGCUCAUCUCUUUACACAUCAGUCUUUUUUUGGCAAUGUGCUGGGCCUGGCCUAUAUAGCACCACCCCGUGAAGGACAAGUAGGAGGCAUUUGCUCACCUCUUGCUCGUUUAAAUGAGCACAUGUCCAGUCUCAACACUGCCUGGAGCUCUACGAAAAAUCAAAAUGGUGACACUGUAUUGCUUCAGCAGGCUAAUCUUGUCACUGCUCAUGAACUUGGUCACAACUGGGGUGCAGAACAUGACCCAGAGACAAGUGACUGCUCACCAUCCACUAGUAGAAGUGGUAAAGGAAAAUAUUUAAUGUAUCCUUAUUCAGUGAGUGGCUAUGAUGCUAACAACUUGCUCUUCUCACCUUGCAGCCGUGAAUUGAUGAGCCGAGUUCUUAAGCUUAAGAGAGACUCAUGCUUUUCAGAGAAAAGUUAUGAUACUAACCAAGUGUGUGGCAAUGGUAUCAUUGAUGAAGGAGAGGAGUGCGAUGCUGGUCUGUUGGGGAGAUUCAACUUGGACUCUUGCUGCAACAAUAACUGUCAACUUAUAGGGGAUGCCACAUGCAGCCCUGCUAACCAUGAGUGUUGCAUGAACUGCACUAAAGCUCCAAGUGGAUAUAUGUGCACACAAGACAGUGAUGUGGAUUGUUUUGAGUCGGCCUUCUGCAAUGGUUUUGAUUUGACUUGCCCGAAACCAAGCUUCAAGAAAGAUAACUCAUCAUGCCUAGACAAAGGUCAGUGCCGCAAUGGAAAGUGUAUACCUUUUUGUGCUGCUAGGAAUUUGACAGCUUGUGCUUGUGAAGAGUUGUCGAACUCCUGUCAGAGGUGUUGCCGUAAAGACAGUUCAUCCCCAUGCAUUCCAUUUGAUGGUAACAGUCCACUGCCCAAUGGUCGACCUUGUAUUGGAGGUUACUGUCAAGAUAAUGUUUGUAAGUCUAGUAAAGUCUCAACUAUACAACGGCUGUUUCAAAUAUUUGAGAACCUCAGUGUAGACAAAAUAGUACAAAUAUUCCGAACCAAUGUUGUGGGUUGUGUGAUAGUAUUUUCUUUGAUUUUGUGGAUUCCUGCUACUACUGCCAUAUGGUGCCAGGAUCGGAAAGCUAGGAAGCAGACAGAGAGAUGGGAGGACACAGAGAUAAGAACUGAUCGUAACCUCCUUCAUGAUGAAGAUGGUAGGCUGGUUGCCAAACCAAUCAAGAAAUCUAAAGCUGAUAUGGAAACAUUGCGACGCCGUAAUGUCUACAGUUUAUUUUCCACUUCAGAAGUCUAGACAAAAAGCUAUCCUUCUGAUUCAGCUAUUCAAAUCAUGUCAUUAAAGUGAAAACCAGUUUAAACUGGAAUUCAACUUUCUGUUAGAGUGACAUCUGACUUAUGGUACACCAUAUUUGAAUUUAUUUGCUGACAAAAAAGCGCACUUGAUAAUGCACUCUGUGAUAUUUUUCAACAGUUCAUGCAUGUAUGGUUAUUACACAAUGUAAAAAAAAAAAAAAUCUUUCCGUCCAUUUCAUCAUUUUUUUUUUUUUAGGAAUCAGUAUUAAACCUUCACAUUUUCAUUAUUCAUAUCUUUUGUCAAAAUAAGUUUACAAGGAGUGAACAAAUACCGAAACUUUACUAUGAUUAAUUUAUAAUUAAAUACUUAUAUAUUUUUAUUACGUAUCUUUACACACGCUGUUUCUUAACUUUUACAUACAAAUCUGUUUUCAAUUUUCUUGUACCUGCACUGGCUUGAAUUUCAGCACUUGAAAACAAAAAUGUUAACCUUGAUAUAUUUAUGUCGUAAAUGUGUUUUAUUUGAAAUUCAGAUAACUUUUGAGAUACUUUUGUCUACAUUUCGUUGUUCCAUUAUUUCAAAACAGGUGCAACUUUUUGUUUGUCCUAAUGCACAAAUUGUAAGACAAAUUUCUUUAUGGAUAGUAAAGACUAUUAUUAUUAACUUUUGGCAAUGUUUUAACUAGGUUAAUGUGAUUCUGUGAUCAAUGAGACAACAAGGUACCUUUGUAAAACUUGUAUUCCAGAGCUCUAUUUAUUUCCAACUAUGCAAAAAAAAAAAGAAAGGUGAGCGUGAUCUCAUGACAUAUUUGUUGACAUAACUUGUACUUGAUCUUUCAUUAUAAAAUGUUUCAUUUCAAAUAAAUUUUUUAUAUUUUCCA
Molecule: messenger RNA, 3234 nt
Organism: Biomphalaria glabrata
Lineage: Eukaryota; Metazoa; Mollusca; Gastropoda; Planorbidae
Product: ADAM 17-like protease
Exons: 23
Coding region: 123-2354 (743 amino acids)
Biological process (GO): Notch signaling pathway; membrane protein ectodomain proteolysis
Cellular component (GO): plasma membrane
Molecular function (GO): metalloendopeptidase activity
Source: RefSeq, a predicted model, not a curated record